GUGUUUUGUUCGCUGCAGUUGCUCGUCUCAGCCUGAAGGGGGCGGAAGUGUGCGUCACUUCCUGAUCCGGGAGGUGAAGAAGACGCGUGUGCGCUUGUUUUCCCUCGGUUUUUAUCACGCGCUGCAAAUUACAGAGGCUGCAGGUCCAGCGGGGUUCAAGCCAUGUCGGACGGACGGAUCUACGUGGGAAACCUUCCCAUGGACGUCCAGGAGAGGGACAUUGAGGAUCUCUUCUACAAAUACGGAAAAAUUCGGGAUAUUGAGCUGAAGAACAACAGAGGCACCAUCCCGUUUGCCUUCGUGCGGUUUGAGGACCCACGGGAUGCGGAGGACGCCGUCUUUGGAAGGAAUGGAUAUGGAUUUGGAGACAAUAAGCUGCGUGUGGAAUAUCCUCGAUCUUCCGGAUCCAAAUUUAGUGGACCUGCUGGAGGAGGAGGAGGAGGAGGAGGAGGGCCGCGGGGAAGGUUUGGGCCCCCGUCGCGCAGAUCUGAGUUUCGCGUUAUUGUGACGGGUCUUCCUCCCUCCGGCAGCUGGCAGGAUCUGAAAGACCACAUGCGGGAGGCCGGAGACGUGUGUUUCGCUGACGUGCAGCGUGACGGCGAGGGUGUCGUCGAGUUCCUCAGACGAGAGGACAUGGAGUACGCACUGAGACGCCUGGACAGCACAGAGUUCAGAUCCCACCAGGGAGAGACGUCCUACAUCAGAGUGAUGGAGGAGCGGGGCACAAGCUGGGGUCGCUCCCGCUCCCGCUCCAGGUCUCGAGGACGAUACUCACCCCCGUACCAGAGCAGAGGGUCACCGCCGCCCCGUUACCGAUCACCCCCGCGUCACAUGACCCGCCAUAGCCCACCCUCCCGACGAGCCCCGCUCCAGGAUCACAGCCCUCCGCCGCGCCACUAUCGAUGAGCGGCUGCCUCUCCACCGACACCACCCCGUUUCUUUCUUAAUUUAGUAAUUUACAUUCCAUUGUAGGAACCCGAAUGGCCUCGUUCACCGUUCGGUUCACGGAGAGCUUGCGGAUAUGUUAAUGAUCACGUGGAUGAUGCUGUAGAUGCUUACAGAUGUGGUUAUGAUUGUGAAAGAUCUGAAGAUGAAUAACCCGUUUAUCCUUCGGGAUUAUUGACACGAGGCAACAGACUAAAGAUGUGUUGUUUGUGAUUAAUCUGGUCCAUUGCGUAGACAUUGACUUUUAUUAUUUUUUUUUAUGAUUUGAAUAAAAGGCUGCGAUUUUAAAAUGUUUCUUUCUGGAAUCUCCCCAUGCCAUUAU
Molecule: messenger RNA, 1267 nt
Organism: Sinocyclocheilus grahami
Lineage: Eukaryota; Metazoa; Chordata; Actinopteri; Cypriniformes; Cyprinidae
Product: serine/arginine-rich splicing factor 9-like
Exons: 5
Coding region: 163-906 (247 amino acids)
Cellular component (GO): nucleus; cytoplasm
Molecular function (GO): mRNA binding
Source: RefSeq, a predicted model, not a curated record